AUGGGCAUAAAACGGGGGAAUUUGCAGCCGCCAUCGGCGACGUUGCCUCCUUUGCGCCAGCUGGGCACGCUGACCGCUGAUCAGAUCCAUGACGCGCUGCGCAACCUACACGGGCUAUUUUGCCCUUUGCCAACCUCGUCAGAUUUCCAUAAGAACCACAAGAGUCACCUAUUGACGGUGGAUUCCGGCUAUGCAUCUGAAGCAGAACUCGAAGAGGAGAGAACUUCUCCCGAGACACCUAGGUGCGACGGGUUUGAGCGCGAAUUCGCUAACCGCUGGUUAACGGGGUUCAUUGGGCGCGCGUAUGAGCUCCCGCUGGACGAAAGUGUUUCAGAAGGGCUUGCGAAUGAGGCAUGCUCCAUCUUAUCCUUCUUGAACAAAGACGCGGAAGGCGAGCCAGAGCACGAAAAGGAGCUUGGAAUGACCCGAGAAUUCUGUUUCUCAUUUCGAGGUGAUCGAAACUCAAAGAUCUUGGUUGAGCUGUACGAUAUCCCAAUGCAAACUGGAGAGGACCACACAGACGUCGGUCUGCAGACUUGGGGUGCCUCAAUUGCGCUCUCUGAAAAGAUAGCCAAGGAGCCGGAGACCUUCAAGCUGGAAAGGCUCCAAGCCAAGUCACCUGGCCGAAUCAUCGAGCUGGGAGCCGGAACCGGACUCGUCAGUCUCUUUCUGUCGAAACUCAUGCCACUCAUUGGCGAAGCACAACCCACCAUCAUAGCCACCGAUCAUCACCCGGCUGUCUUAUCAAACCUCUGGGCCAAUAUCACCUCGCAAAUGGCCACAGCGCCAACAGCGGCUCCGGUUCAAGCAUGCCAUCUUGCCUGGUCCGCGCCAUCGCGAGAGGCACCGUUGGAUAUACCAGCAGACUUUUUGAUCGCUGCGGAUGUUAUUUACGCGCCGGAGCAUGCCACCUGGCUGAGGGAUUGUGCAAGCUCGCUGCUAGCCGACGAUGGCGUGUUCUGGUUAAUGGUUUCCGUUCGACCAAAUGGAAAGUUUGCCGGCAUCAGCGACACCGUCGAAGUAGCUUUUGGACAUGAUGCAGCACCGUGUACAAGAGCUGACGGCAAGAGGCUUGGGAUCUCGUCUGUGCAACGUGUCGAGAAGAAGGGUGAAGUUGGACGAGCUGAUGAAGUUGGGUACAAGUUAUUCGAGAUUACCUGGCUGUGA
Messenger RNA from Ustilaginoidea virens, 1167 nucleotides. RefSeq lists its product as uncharacterized. The coding region runs from base 1 to 1167 and encodes 388 amino acids. The record is from RefSeq and is a predicted model, not a curated record. The transcript has a single exon. NCBI's taxonomy places the organism in Eukaryota, Fungi, Ascomycota, Sordariomycetes, Hypocreales, Clavicipitaceae.